CAAAUACAUAUACAAUUACAUAUAUAUAUAUAGAGAGAGAAAGUAGUUGUACAGAGAGAGAGAGAGAGAGAGAGAGAUACGUGUGAAUGGAGUUGAGUAUGAAAUAUGGAAGAAUGAAAGAGGGGGGGUUUAUUAAGUAAAAGCAAAAAAAUCCGGUUCUCGUCUAUUCUGUUUUCUGUCAGGACUUUUGCCGUCUUUAACUAAAUCCGUUUUCGCUUUAUGCUUCAUUUCUUUUUUUUGUUUUUUUCUCUGAGUUAAUGUGCUUUUGAUUUCUGAUUGUUUACUUUAGCCUGUAGGGAUUUAAAACAUUUGAGUGAUUGAAGUGGAAGAGUACAAUUUGAAGAGAAAAGAGGUGGGAUAAUUUAAUCUUUUUUUCGAAAAAGGAUAUUUAUCUGGUCCAAGGUCAUGGGUUUCUUGUGCUGAUAUGGGGGUCAAAUUGAAGAAAGUGUGAUAUUUGAUCGAAGAUAUAAGAAAAAAAAAAAAAAAAAACUUUUUGACUAGUGUCAGAAUUUUGAUUUUGUGAAGAUAAGAUUUUGAUUGUGAGGAAGGGCCAAAUAUAAACUAGCAUACACAUGUAUAUGCUGCAGCUGCUGUUUCUGCGGAUGGGCUUAUGUGUCUGCUUCAAAUAAGGAGGUAAGAAUUUGAAGUUUUUCAAGUUUAAUUGGAUUCCUUAUUCUGUUACCGGCUAUGCGAUUCUGUCUGAGAAAUCUGGCUCUUGGGUUUGUGGCAGCAAAUGAUAUAAAAUUGUGGAUUGAAAUGAUUACCUUUAUGGAAUCGAAAGAGAAAAUGAAAGAAACAGAGAGAUGUUUGGAUUCUCAAUUAUGGCAUGCCUGCGCCGGCAGCAUGGUGCAAAUGCCAUCCGUGAAUUCCAAGGUGUUUUACUUCCCACAGGGCCACUCUGAGCACAGCUCUGGGAAUGUUGAUUUUAGGAGCUGCCCGAGAACUCCUGCUUACAUAGCAUGUAGAGUUUCCUCCAUUAGUUUCAUGGCGGAUCCUGAUACGGAUGAGGUGUUUGCCAAGAUGAGACUGGCUCCGGCUGGUGGGAAAGAUGUCGACGACGACGGCGCUGUUGGGAUCAGUGGCUCUGAGAAUCAAGAAAAGCCCACAUCCUUUGCAAAGACUCUAACUCAGUCUGAUGCCAACAAUGGUGGGGGUUUUUCAGUGCCUAGGUACUGCGCCGAGACCAUUUUCCCCCGGCUCGACUACUCGGCUGACCCUCCGGUGCAGACCAUUCUUGCCAAGGAUGUUCAUGGCGACACCUGGAAGUUUAGGCACAUCUACAGAGGGACGCCAAGGCGGCAUCUCCUCACAACCGGCUGGAGUACUUUUGUGAACCAUAAGAAGCUCGUGGCGGGGGAUUCCAUCGUGUUCAUGAGGGCGGAGAAUGGUGACCUUUGCGUUGGGAUCAGACGGGCGAAGAGGGGGAUUGCUGGCGGACCUGAGAUAUCGACAGGGUGGAAUCCAACAGCUGGGAACUCUAUUGUGCCUUAUGGAGGAUAUUCGUCGUUUCUGAGGGAUGAUGAGAGCAAGCUGGGGAGGAGUAGCAAUGGGAAUUGGAUAGGAAGGGGGAGAGUGAAGGCGGAAGAUGUGGUUCAAGCUGCAAGCCUUGCUGCCAGUGGGCACCCGUUUGAGGUGGUGUAUUAUCCCAGAGCAAGCACUCCCGAAUUCUGUGUGAAGGCCUCUCUGGUGAAGGUGGCAAUGCAAAUACGCUGGUGCUCGGGUAUGAGGUUUAAGAUGGCAUUUGAGACGGAGGAUUCCUCGCGCAUAAGCUGGUUCAUGGGAACCAUAUCAGCGGUUCAGGUCGCUGAUCCUAUUCGAUGGCCUGAUUCACCUUGGAGGCUACUCCAGGUGGCCUGGGACGAGCCUGACCUGCUUCAAAAUGUGAAACGAGUGAGUCCUUGGCUCGUUGAACUAGUAUCAAACAUGCCCGCCAUUCACCUCUCCCCUUUCUCACCUCCAAGAAAGAAAAUGAGAUUACCACAGCAUUCGGAUCAGCCUUUCGAUGGACAGAUUCCUCGGCCACCAUUCAGCCACCAACUUGUCGGGUCUAGCAACCCCUUCGGGUGUCUUCCUAAUACCACUCCUGCUGGCAUGCAGGGAGCCAGGCAUGCUCAAUAUGGUUUAUCGUUAUCAAGUCUCCAAGUUAAUAAACAAUUGCACCCGGGUUUGUUUCCUGUUGGUUUUCUGCCUCUUGAUAGAGUUCCUACCGGACCGUCCAGUCCCCUCAUUCCGAAGGCGGGUAACAAUGAAAACAUCUCUUGUCUACUUACAAUGGGAAAUUCAACUCAAGGAUCAAAUAAACCUAAUAACGGCAAGGCAGCUCCGUUUGUGCUUUUUGGUACACCAAUACUUCCAGUGAAGCAUAUUUCUCUGAGUUGCUCCAGCGAUACAGUUUCCCCCGCUCGAACUGGCAAUAGUUCCUCUGAUGGGAAUGGGGAGAAACAGGGAAAUACUUCUGAUGGAUCUGGUUCCGGCCUUAAUCAAAACGAAGCACCAGAGCCCUCAUCGUGUGAAGGAAUUCAGUCGGAGCUUUUGGAGACCGGUCACUGCAAGGUUUUCAUGGAAUCUGAAGACGUAGGCCGUACACUAGAUCUUUCUUUGCUCUGUUCUUAUGAACAACUUUACAGAAAACUCGCGGAUAUGUUUGGCAUUGAAAUCUCAGAAAUGCUGAAUCGUGUUCUCUACAGAGAUGCCGUGGGCAGAGUCAAGAAAGUUGGCGACCAACCGUUUAGUAACUUUAUGAAAACUACAAGGAGGUUAACGAUCUUAGCUGAUUCGAGCAGUGACAAUGUAGAAGUAUAGACAUGUUCCUACAUAAUUUGUGCUUCGCUUUUCUGACUAUACUGCAGAAUGAUGGGAAAGCCUCACUCCUAAUUUCUUUUCUGCUUCUGGAUGUGUAAUAAGGGAAAUUUCUCCCAUCGAUCACGAGCUGCCGCCUCCAUCGUCGGAGUACUCCGCGACUUGCAAGCUCAGCUAAAAGGUUGGUUCAGCGUAGGCAACGAAAACUGAUCUUGUUUCUUUGCCUUUUUGCAUGAGGUGAGGCUUUAUGUAGGAAAAUUCAUGUUAGUUUUUUUUCACAAUUUUUGUUAAGGCAUUCCUUUAAUGGGAAUGAACAUGUUGGACUUUAUCUCAUAGCAUAAUGUUUGCUGAUUUAAGAGAUUUUGAGAGAGAGGCAGUUUCUUGUUGGUUUUCUCAGGUGAAGUUAGCUGGCCUGAAUUUUCUUUGUACAGCAUAAGUUUGAUAUAAAAUGUAACUAAAUUUUAUUUGCAA
This is a messenger RNA of Salvia miltiorrhiza (redroot sage), 3270 nucleotides long. Its product is annotated as auxin response factor 18-like. NCBI's taxonomy places the organism in Eukaryota, Viridiplantae, Streptophyta, Magnoliopsida, Lamiales, Lamiaceae. Gene Ontology annotation, biological process: response to hormone; regulation of DNA-templated transcription. Gene Ontology annotation, cellular component: nucleus. The record is from RefSeq and is a predicted model, not a curated record. Gene Ontology annotation, molecular function: protein binding; DNA binding.